Messenger RNA from Drosophila mojavensis, 1833 nucleotides. RefSeq names its product mucin-5AC. NCBI's taxonomy places the organism in Eukaryota, Metazoa, Arthropoda, Insecta, Diptera, Drosophilidae. The transcript has a single exon. The record is from RefSeq and is a predicted model, not a curated record. The coding region runs from base 180 to 1772 and encodes 530 amino acids.
GAGCCACUCGAGCGGACUUGAUGUGGCACAACCCACUGAACUGCGCUGACCCGCCGAAAACAAGUCGCACGAUUAUUUGCAAAGCCCUCGAGCGAAAGCACUCGGCGAGCCGUUGGCGCAUAUAAAGACUGCAGCUGGGGCUGCCCUCUUGGCCAUUUAAUUGGAAGACGCACACCCAAAUGGAGGCGCUGAGCAGUUGGACUUUGGCGCUGCUGCGCCUGCUGAGCGCCCUGCCCGGCAGCUGGGCGUGGACGCCGGCGCGCACGCCCUACUCGCUGGCCCACAGCUACUUGGACGCGGCGCAGCGGCCGCUCUGGAUACUCGAGGACGAGCUGAUGAGGCGCCAGGCCAGGCAGGACUCGGACUAUGCCACCAGCACGCGCGCCACAAUAAUGCGACGCGCCCAGCGAGUCCAGCGGCGACAGCAGCGCCAGCAUCUGCCCACAGCGAUCACAAUACGCGUCCGGCCCGACUCGGACGAGGAGGUGGAGCGCCUGGUGGCGCCGCCGCUGGCCACACCCUCGCUGGACCAGCGCCACUAUGUGCUGCCGCAUCGCGUCCAGCUGCCCAGCCACUACGUGCAGCAGCUGGCCCAAACCACCGCCCGGCCGAAGCCGAAGCCGAAGCCGGCGCAGCGACGCCGCCAGCCGCAGUCGCUGCCCAUUUUCGACAGCGCGCCCGGGGACAACGCUCUGCCCACCGCCAGCUACCCGAUCUUCGUCUACAAUGGCACCCGCGGGGAGCUGCUGCUCAACACGAUGCUGAGCGCGCAGCGCUACCCCAUGCAGGAGCCGGUGCCCGGGCAGGUGCUCUACCCGCCCUCGACGCCCAUGUUCCGGCCGAAGCCCAUUGUGGAGCGCCUGCGACUGCCUGGCCAGCGGGAGCUGCUCAACCUGACGCUGAUUCCCUUCUAUGCGCACGAGGCCAUCACCAUGCCACCGCUGACAAUGGCCACAGCCACAGCCACAGCCACCAGCACCAGCACCAGCUCCACCACAGGAGUCGCAGCCACCGCAGCAGGCACGGGAGCUGCAGUCAGCAGCAGAGAGACAUACCCAACUGAUCCGACGCCAGCAUCCGCGCCAGCUACUGGCCCGGGCACUGCAACCGCCUCGGAGCCACUCGCACUGACCACGCCCAUGACGACGCCCUACGAGACGCAGCUGCCGCGCAGCAAGCACAAGAGGAAGGCCAAGAAGGCGAAGCAGUACAACGCCUAUCGCUCGCCCCAGGAGGUGGUGCAGUGGCAGCCAAAGCUGCGCAGCUCGCGCCCACUUGAGCCACCGGACAACCAUCGUCACUACGUGGUGGCAACCACCGAUAGCUCGCUCACUGCGCCGCCGGAGCAACAGCAGCUCGAGCAGCUCGAUCAGCUGGAGGCUGAGAUUGAAGAUCCCGUCAGCCAGGAGCUGGAACUGGCCGUGCCCUCGGAGGCGGCACUGCUCGAGGAGACGCGCACCAGCACCGUCAGCGGCGCCGGUAGUUCACCUUCUUCCUUCCAGAUCGUCUACGUGGACGAGAGCAUGGAGGCACCGUACGACUCGCUGGCCAGCACCACUGAGGCGCCGCCGCUGCAGCGGCAGAGCUCGCGCUACGCUCUGAAGCGCGAGUACUUUGCCUUCCCAGUCUAUACGCUGGGCAAGCUGCUGCGCAGUCCCAAGCCCCAGAGAACGUCUGGCAUGGAGCUCGAUUGCUCCGACUCCGGCUCCGGCUCCGGCUCCGGCUGCCUGGACCACGAGGACAACACCUGGUUCAUUCUGAACUCGCGGUAAGUGAGCUGCACGAGCUACUCCAGCCGGUUCAUCUGACUGUCUCCCAUAUUUACAGAUACAA